GAUUUGUUUAUAUUGUUUUAACUCUAAUUAUUGAUCAACUUCUCAUUUAAUAGACUUAGAUAAAAUAAAAAAAAUUAAUAUAAUUAUCAAGUACUUUUAUAAACUUCCCGCAAGGCAGAAAGCGGUUAUGGCCGAUGCUGAACAUGAGAACGGUUUUGAUGUGGAGCUGAGGCCAAAAGUUGGAGUUGGUGUGUUUAUAAUAAGCCCAGACCAUCCAAAUUGUGUAUUAAUCGGUUUGAGAAAUGGUUCAAGAACGGGAAAGUUGUACGGGUUGCCUGGUGGACAUUUAGAAUUCGGAGAAGAAUGGAAUGAAUGUGCCGUGAGAGAAGUCCAAGAAGAAACUGGACUGAGACUGACCAGAGUGGACUUUGCCACUGUGGUCAAUGUGGUGUGGAGGGAACACAAUCUCCAUUACGUUGACAUAAUGAUGCUAGGAGUAGUUAACAGAGGAUGUGAACCACAAAAUUUGGAACCUGAUAAAUGUGAAGGUUGGCAAUGGUGUGACUGGGACAAUUUCCCAGCCCCAGGAGAACUAUUUCUUCCUCUGAAACUUGUCAGGGAGCAAGGAUUUAAUCCCUUCAGGACUAAAAGCACAGAUGAAUUAUAACAAGGAGUUGAAAUUCUUCUCAGUUUGCAUCUAGAAUAUAACAGUUUGGACAUGGCGAUUGUCACGAUAAUGAACAUGUAAAUAAUUAAUUAUGUAUGUAUUUUGUUAAUUGUUUUACAUAUGUGAUAAAAUAAACUUAUUUCUAUAACUGGAGAGCUUGCAGCUUUUUUUAUUCAAUAUUUAACAAGAGAGGCGUGACAUACCGGUAACUACAAAAUGAGGGAAAUAUAAAUGUGCCACAACUGUCAAAUUAAAUACUCCUAAGACUUCUAUACACCAAAAAAAGAGUAUUGGAAAAAUUUUAUAUGUCCUAGUGGAAAUUUCAACAGCUUUUUAAUCAUCAAUGUGUGUCAUAUAAAAGUAAUAAAACUUUAAAGAAAAUUAAGAUUGUAAACCGUUGUCAAUCACUAAUUAAGUUUCAACCAUUAUGAGUGAAAUUCACACACCAGACUCCAUCAAAAAUAAUUAAUGAAAUUAAAGAAAAAAAACAGUCCCAGUGCCCAUUAUUCACCGUUUAGUUUCAUCAAUGUUACAAAAACAGUGAAGAACAGGCGGAUUUAGAGGGGGGUCCUGACCCCCCCUCCCCCCCCCUCCUCGGAUUCUGAGAAAAGUAGUUGGUGAUGCAGUUCCAUAUGGCGUUGAUUUUACUAACGUUCAUAAAAAGUCCAAUAUAACCACUAUUCGUUUCUAUCAGAUAAAACGCCGACCCAUGUUCAGGAGAAUUUGAAAUCUCUGUGAGGGAUAGUGAGUAAGGGUAAAGGAACUAUUCUACGCCACAGCCGAAAGAAAGUCGAUGAUGGCACAGUGAGUAACGCCGUCGUCGGUAUUUAGCCCUUCAGGUAGCGGGUUCGAUACCAGCGUUAAAAUAUCAGUAAUUUUUUUUAUACACGUAUACUUGAGGUAUUUUCAUUUCUAGACAAAGAGUACAGCUAAAUACAUCAGGUAAUGCUGUCAUUAGCGUGUCGUCGUCGGUGGCGCAAUUGGUAGCGCACGUGGUUCCGAAGCAUUCUUCGAUGCCGACGCUGACACGAAGACGCCUGGUGUAGGUUAGAUCAGGCAAAGGUGUAGGUUAGUCUAGGAAUAGCCUAGAAGUGAUUAUGAGCUACUACUAGUAGUAGGAAUAAAAGUUAGAAAAUCAAAUAGGCAUUGAAAAAUAAGUUAGAGAA
Lingula anatina is the source of this 1773-nucleotide messenger RNA. RefSeq names its product nucleotide triphosphate diphosphatase NUDT15. Gene Ontology annotation, molecular function: 8-oxo-7,8-dihydrodeoxyguanosine triphosphate pyrophosphatase activity. Gene Ontology annotation, biological process: dGTP catabolic process. Gene Ontology annotation, cellular component: cytosol. The record is from RefSeq and is a predicted model, not a curated record. Lineage: Eukaryota; Metazoa; Brachiopoda; Lingulata; Lingulida; Lingulidae.